Phasianus colchicus (ring-necked pheasant) is the source of this 17046-nucleotide messenger RNA. It is a transcript of the gene TNIP2, whose product is annotated as TNFAIP3 interacting protein 2. NCBI's taxonomy places the organism in Eukaryota, Metazoa, Chordata, Aves, Galliformes, Phasianidae. The record is from RefSeq and is a predicted model, not a curated record. Gene Ontology annotation, biological process: regulation of transcription by RNA polymerase II; cellular response to lipopolysaccharide; toll-like receptor 3 signaling pathway.
UAAGCGGCGGCUGGGCGGGACUCGAGGCCUUAAAGGCGGGCGGCUCCUCCUGUGCCGAGGAAGGCGGAAGAGCGAGGCGCCGGCGGCCGCCUCGGUUCUGCCCGCAGGCUGUAUGCAGCUGGCCGGGUUACCGCUCGCCCCGGAGGACGGAGAGAAGGGGCGGCGGAGCGAGAAGAGCCCGUCCCCCGUCAUGUGCUCGGUGAGCGAGGCCGGCAGCACCGACCCGCUGGUGGCCCGCUUCAGGCAGGUGGAGGAAACGCUGGAAAAGCUGCACCGGGAGAACAGGAGCCUGAAGAGCAAAGUGCCCCGCUACAACGCGCUCUGCACGCUGUACCACGAGUCCGCCCAGCAGCUGAAGCACCUCCAGCUGCAGCUCGCCGCCAAGGAAGCCACGGUGCGGGAGCUGCGGGGCAGCCUGGCCCGGCAACAGCAGCAGGCGGGGGCCGGCGAGGCGGGGGCCGAGCCCGCCCGCUCGCUGGUGGAGAGCCUGCUGGAGCAGCUGGAGCAGGCCCGGGAGCGACUGCGGGACAGCGAGCGGCUCUCGGCAAUCAGAGUGGAGGCGCUGAGCCAGGAAGUGCAGAAGUUGAAUCAGCAGCUAGAGGAGAAAAACGCAGAGAUAGAGAAGAUGAUAAAUCAGCCUCCAUAUGAAAAGGAGAGAGAAAUCUUACGACUUCAGAAGAGCUUGGCAGAGCGAGAGAAGGCUCAGGCCACCAGCGAUGUUCUGUGCCGGUCACUCACCGAUGAAACCCAUCAACUUCAACGCAAAUUAGCAUCCACAGCAGAAAUGUGUCAACAUCUGGCAAAAUGUUUAGAAGAGAAGCAAAGAAAAGAGAAGGGGAAUUUGGAUGACCAGAUUGCCACUGAAAGAUCUAAUCAGUUACAGGUAUUUGACAAUGAAACUUCACUUCAAGCCCUUAUCUGCAAACUACAAGAUGAAAACAGAAUGUUAAAACAAAAAGUAGCCCACGUGGAAGACUUGAAUGCAAAAUGGCAGAAGUACGAUGCUAGUAGAGAUGAGUAUGUGAAGCGACUCCACUUGCAGCUGAAAGAGCUGAAGUCACAGCUGGAGCAGCAGCACAGCACACCUUCAGCACAAACCAAUUCUGAGCUGAUGCAAAAGGAGAUCCUCCGGCUGAACAAGCUGCUGGAAGAAAAAAUGAAUGAGUGCAAAAAAUCAAGGAGAGAAUUAGAAGAUGUGAAGAAGGCUAGAGAAGGAGAUAAUGAGCGCAUACAAAUGCUGGAGCAACAGGUCCUCGUUUAUAAAGAUGACUUCACAUCAGAGAGAUCAGACAGGGAACGAGCACAGAGUAAAAUACAAGAACUGCAGCUAGAAGUUUCAUGUCUGCAACAUCAGCUAGCAAGAAGACAAGAAGGCAAGAAGGACUCCAGAGACACAAGUAGUCGUUUCAGAGUUCACACUGGUAACCAAAAUCAAAUGCAUGUACAGACAAAAGUUGAACACCUACGAGGCAGCAGCCAGGCCAACCAGGUGCAAGAAGAACAGCCUCACAGUCUGAACAGACUUCCCCACCUGCAGACAAUGGGAACUCAGGAUCAGAGGGCAGGGCACAAGGUGAACUUAGAUGUCCUCACUGUAUGAGAUUUUUCAGUGAUGAACUCAGUGAUGAAUUUCUCAAGCACGUUACGGAAUGUUGCCAAUGACAAUGUGAUGUAAGGCACAUAAAUCAAUCACUACUCUACAGACAGUAAAACUUGGCCCAUCUCCUAUAGUCCUAAACCAGAGUAAUUCAAAUGGACAGCUCUUAGGAAAUAGGAGGAUGAACAGCAUCUACCUCUUAUUUGAUUUCACCUUCUUGUGGACUGUAUGAAAGACUUUGAGAAAAAGCAAAAUGUUUUUGUGAAGAAUUUAACAACUGCAAGCAACACAAGCAUAAUGCAAAUUCUACAACAAACUAAAGAAAACAAAAUGUAGUGGUAGCUGGCUUCAGAACAGUCUGAAGGCUUGUGGAUAGAGUGUCACAGAACUUGAAAACAUCAUUCUCUUCCAAACAGCACAUGCUGAAGAAUGCAGGAGGAACAGUUUGGCAUAAGAAAAAUCUUCUUGUACUUUAUCUGGAUUUAAAGUGAAAGUAUUUUCUUGGAGAUCGAAGCUGAACUUUCAACCAUCCUACCUGAAAAUCCUUGUGUUCAACUAAAAUCAGGAGAAGUAAAAAAAAUAAAAAUAAAAAAAAAAAGUCAAGGGCUGGUUAUUGACUAACACUAGCCUGUCUCUUUGCACAGAAACAAUGUACAGGGAUAUUUAUUUUUUUCUGUGCCAUAAAUAAUUUACAUGUUUGCAAAGGUAUUUGUAUAAUUAUUGACUGUAUUCCAAUUUUACUUAAGUAUUUUUAUAAUAAAAGUGGUUGUGCAGUUGCUUUACUGUAGUAGCAGUCAGAACUAUCUUUUAGAGUAUUUAAAUGUAAAGUAGCCACUAAGUAACAGACUAACUAAAUGUCAUGGUUUCAGGUAUGAGUUAUUCCGUUCCUGCAGUGAUAACCAGUGUCUCAAACUAUAUUCAAAUAUGUUGAAAAUAACUCAUUUCAGAGGACAAAUGACAUUUCAGACGCAUGAGAAUACAUUUAAUGCCCUACCCUGCUGCACAACAUUUGUGGCUAUGCCAUUGCUAGCUUCAUUUUUUUCGUGUCUACACUGGAGCCAGGCCCUCAGCUGUAUGAGGAAGUUGUUUUGAGAAGAAAGAUUAGACAUAACAAUGUCUACACACUGGGACUGGAGGGUUUUUCUCAGCCAUAACUCCCAGUAUUUUUUUAAUAGGUCAGGGCUGGAUGGUGUGCAGACAAAUAUACUAAAGAAAUCCACCCACCUUACUUUAACACCGCCAUCUUCUGCUUUGCUUCCUUUUCUGUAGUGCACUUGAAGAGGACUGUGCAUUUGCUCAGUCGAUGUUUGUAUUAUUUUUUUCUCCCCCCCUGCUUCCAGUAAUUGCUAGGAUUUCCUAUAGCAUCAACUAUCCCUUGAUCUCCCAUAUAGAAGUUUCUCCUGCUGAACAGCAGCUUGCUAGGAGUUAAGUCCAGUCUCCAAUUUAUUUUUCCAUGCAGCACUGAAUUUUCAUCAGUUUUCCUCUCUGUUUCCAAGUAGUUUCAACAUAAUAUAAGUGAACAAAGUGUUCCUUGCUGUGAUCCAGGUCCACAAAGAAUGAGAGGAAAUGGUACACUCCUCUUUCCCCAACAUACACAAUGAAGCACCACAGUAGUGCUGUCUAUAUGAUUAACAUCGGGAUGGUUACAGAACAGCUGGAACAACUAGAACUACACAAAGGGAAAGCUGCUCUCCUUGGAUGAGAGGGAAAGAAAUUUCCCUUCUUUGGGACAGCAGUAGUUCAUCUCAUGGCCUGAAGCCAAUCCUUGAGCAAGACAUGUAAGAAAUUCUGAUGAAUAGUUAAAGACAGAACUAUCUUCUCUAAGCAAAUCUUAAUUCUACUUUUUCCACAAUUCUUUUACAGCCCAAAGGGAGAUGAUGAUUUCUGCCAAUAUUGCCUUAUUGCACUUAUCAGAAAAAGACACAUGGACUGUCACAGGCAGUGUGCAGGUGCAAUGUUUUUAUUGCUGACCUACUCUUUAACUAAUUGUAAGCCCAUGAUUGCUAGUUUGAUUUUCCCAUCUCAGCAUACAUAAAUGUGCAGAGAUUUUUCUUUUUUUUUUUUUUAGGGUGACCAUUUUAAACAUUGCCUUUUAAGGUCUCAGAGAUCAGAUGCAGCACACAGAAUAUAUGCUGAGAAAAAUAUGAUUAAACUUCCUGUGGCAUAAGCUAAUCUCUCAAUGAUUAGUUUAUUUCUUUUGCCUACUGUCUCAUUAGAAAAACCUUGUUUAUGGUUUUAAAGUACAUUAAUGCUGCCCUCUGGGUAUGCUUGGACAGACUGAACUACAACUAUUAGAUAUGGAGAGAAGAAUUAGAUACAGGAAGCUGCAGUACACAGGAAUCAACAGAAGAUAUCCUUGAUAUUCUCAUUGUUUCAAGGCCUGUAAAUUAGUUCCCUCCCUGUCAAAGCAGAGGUUGGAAUGCAAAUCCUGGAACAGGAGGAUUCAGGUGAAAUGACUGGUGGGAAACUGGAUAUACCUACAAAGAGGUCCAGCAAAUACAGACAGAUGAAGUUAUAGAUCAAGCAUAGGUUACAGCAAGUCGCUUACAACCUAAAGCUACACAACAAAACACUGAAAUUUGAAUACCAGCAUCAAAAAUCCAGCUACAUUCCAGCAUAAAAAUACCUCAGCUUUGGGGCUAUUUUACUACUUCCUAUUUUCCUCCAUCUCUAGUAAAAAGAACCUUACCUAUUUCUCUGUCUUUGUGCUAACCAAGAAACCAAUUAGACACUGUAAAACUAAACUACCAGCGUCUUCUACAACUGUUUGAUUCAGACUAUAAGGCAGGCGUUAUCUGUCCUAAAAAAGCUGUUACCCAGUGCUUUGCCCUCUCCUCAGCAAGCACAGCAUACACAUCAGUACUUCCCAAGCAAUUCCAAACAACGCCUACUUUCACAGUGCAGGUUCCUCAAACUGUAGGCUGGAAUGUAUAAGAACCAUCAGCUCCACUGCCCCAGUGUUAAGUAAAAGCAGCCAUGAAUUCACAAUGUUGUUGAACCCUUUACAUUAAGGAAAGUUCCUUUGGCCUCAUGCAGUUUUUUUCUCUGCCACUUGGACUGCUGUCCAUGUAGGGUGCAUCUUGUUUGGUCAAAUGGUGAAAGCAAUGCAGCUUCUUUCCCAAAAGAAAGCAAUGACAGUGCAUGAGUAAGAAAGGAACUGCGUAAAAUGAAAGCAACUUGAACAGCAUAAACUUUAUGAACUUUCAUUAGCCAUUUGUACGACAUAUGUUCACUGAAAACACAUUUGUAAAAUUGCACAGACUCUUGAAACCAUGCAGAAAGUCUGCAUGACCAUAUGGGACUCAGUUCCUUAUUUACUGCAUCAGUUGCAAAGGCAUCCAACGUAACCAAACCCCAUUAUCAGGCCCAUUCUGAUUUCUGUCCGUCUCUCGGCACUGAUGAGCAGUACCCUCACUCGAGAGGCAGAGCAGUACUAAAAGGCAGGCAGAUGUACCCCUGUAGGUCUGUGGAGUCUGGAAGGAGACAAGUAACUGUUUCCUCUAGGCCUUGUACGAAUGUGCUAUCACACAGAGAUGCCUGGGUGCAUUUGUCCAACUACCUUCAUGAUUAAGACCAUCUCUUCUCCUAGAAUUGUUCCCUCUUUAGAAUCAUCCUCCUCAAAUUUUGCUCUCCAGAGCAGCACGAGUUCAGAGCUAGGACUGGCUCAGGGCUGCUGAGCAGCUCUCUCACUAGCAAUGUUUUCAGACCACAGAUUCUGUCCGAGUGCUGGCAAGUUAGUCUUCAUGGCUGCUGGAUUUAAUGAUAUCAUAUUUAGGAUGGGAUUUUAAAGUAAAUGAUGUUUACUUACAAUGCCAGACUAUGCGGGUUGUCAUGCAGAAAUAGUACCUUAGCACAUUAUCAUGACAGCAACUGUAGGCAAGAGUGACUCACUGAAUCACAGAAGAGACAACUGGGAGAAAGCUCAGCAGUGAGUCCUCACCCCAAAAACCCCAAGAGAGAGAAGAUCAACAAUAAAGUUGCCUUCUGCAGCACACUAGUACAGAACUACAGAACCAAGAGCCUAAAAAUCCUCUCAUUUUUCAGCAACGAUAAGCAAUGUGUUUCACUCUCAAAUGAUUUACAGGGCAUCAGAUCUUUUAAAACAAGCCUUAAAUGAUGGCCCAAGAUUAAGUGCUCACUAAUGAUAAAACCAAUGAAGAAUAAAAUUUGUUCAAGAAGAUACCUAUGUUCUAUGGCUGUUUUUUUUUUUUUUUUAACUUCUAUUUCCUGUGGCUUUGCUGCAUGUGUAUAUAUAGAAAGCAAGGGAAAUUCCAAACAGCAUGCCACACCAUCGUACUCAGAACAGCAGUGCUUCUGAUUCUAAAAAAGAGAAGUCUCAAAUUCUUUUUCUAUAAAAUCAAUGUGAAUUCAAAGUGUGUUGUAGUAAAAUUUCUUAGUAGCAUGCUCCAGUAGCAAUCAGCCUGUGAGUUUCAGCUAGAAAUCUAAACCAUGAGAAAUACCUACACAUUAUUAGGUCAAAGCAGCAAAGCAGAGAUAUGAGUUUAAGCAGCUCUCACUGUUGCUGUGUGCUCUGGCUUCUCACCUGCAUCUCACAUCCCCAGCUAAGGGCAGUGCCCAGCUGAGCUCAAUCACUGCAGCUUUCCAGGCACAUGCUGCCUGGGGGUGUCAGAGCUCCAGGAAGGUCAGGAGAGUUUCUGAAGCUGCUUCAGUGGAUGUUCAAGGCACCAAGGUUCAAAAAUGGCUCUGAGCCAUCUGCACCUGUGCAGAGGUACUGGUGUGUCUCUGUUCCUGAUGUCAUUCAGUGUGGUCUCUCCUUUUCUCAUUCUUACAUCCACUUUUACCUCCUCUUUUUACAUUUAUGGGUGAGAAGCCAUUGGUGAAAGAACCUUUCAUGACACAUUCUAGUUGUCCAGUGUCUAUAACGGCUGCUGACCUCCCUCAGGAGCUUGUGGUAUUACCACAGCACAGCAAGCACUGGACCAGUGGGGAGUUAUGAGAAAGCUUAUUUCUAGAAAGCAUUAAAAAACAAACCAACAAAAACAUAGAAUUAGAAGCACAUGAUUAGCUUAAAGGCACUUGUUCCCCAAGCCAGUUCCUAGCAUCAACCCAGGGACCAGGCCAGGCGACGAGCAGGACGACGCUGACUGCUCAUGCUGCCACCCACCCACUCAGUGCCACACCAACGCAUCCGAUCUCUUUGCUAAAUCUGUAAUGACACAAAAAGCAUCUCCUCCCCCCUCCAAGAGGCAUCGUACCAUCUUGGCUAUAUCACAGGCAGCUUUCACAGGUGGAACACGUGUUAUGAGGUGAACCCUGCAUUGGCCCCACCAAGUCUCCUCGUGGUUGAGGGACCAGCCUGUGCCUGGCUCCAGCUGUGCCCCCGCAGCCCUCCCCAGUCAGAGCCAGCUGCAAUUCCCCCACAGCAGCCAUCUGCACCAGCCACCUGGGUCCCCAGCCCAGAGAAGCAAGGUGAUGCUCACAAAGCAAGGCCAUGCUAUAGGGCAGGGCCUCACCUUCCUCCAGACACAGUUGAGCCCCUCUCACCUGCUCCAUGUCUCCUUGGAGCAAGGCACUGAAGCACAUAAGAGAGGGGAACAAGUGAAGAAAGGAGCUCAGCCACCCACAGCCCUCACCCCCACCAUCACUUCUAAAAGAAGAUCAGGCAUCCACACAGGCAUGCCCAUGGACAAUUGAACAUCAUCUACCAAGAGACAGGAAAACUAGGCAGGGCAUAAGACCACAAGUGGAGAUCAAGUUUAAUGGCUCUCAGCAUGGUGUACCCACUCCUGCAAGGCCUGGUCGUGCCUCACCGAGUGACAAGGACAGAGCUUUCCUAAGUGCCACCCUCUGCAAUGACUUGCAGGUGACAACCAGACACUCCCAGAUAGGGAUGGGGAUCUUCUGUUCCCUCUACCAAGAGCAGCCCUAGUCUGAGCCCUACACUGGAGUAGUGUUAAACCUACCAGCAGGAACAUGUUACCUGUAGAUGCACAAACUGCACACAUUUUAGUAACAGUUAUUUGAGUGUUGACUCCCCUCUGCACUGCUAGAGACAUGCAGCAAGCCCCUGAGGAGAACUGGUGCCUAGAAAACAGGAGCCAGAACAGUUCCCAUCCUUAACAGCAUUCAGUUGCACAAGACCACCUCUAACCUUCAUGUCACAGUGGGACAGUCCCAGAGCCAAAAGAUGACAGCAGAGGUGCUGGAGUUCACCCAGCCAGAGUGUUACUUACAACAUAGUAAGCCUCCCCUAAAACAAGUACUUUCCAUGCAAGUAAACAAUGCACCUAACCAGCAUCUGCUAUACAUGUGGUGGGAACUAAGGAUGUGUUUUCAACCUCUCCCCAUGUUCCCAGCUCACCUGGGCAUGGCAGUGGGGAAGGUCUCCGUCCUGGAAACAGCUCUCCAGGGACACACAUCCUCUGCUAUGAGGUGGGCAAAACCUACCCUGGGAGGCACAGCCUGUAUCUGGAUAUCUGAAUCAAACAGAUGCCCACUGUGAAUGGCUAGGAUGAUUCUCUGAGUGAGGGAUGUGUCCCCUGUCCCCAGCAAGGAGGCCGGGAUGUGCGGGAAGACAGUGCUUUGCUGCAGCACUCUGCAGAGCAGGGAUAUCAUAAGAAACAAGAGUACGUACAAGGUAUGCCUAUAUCAAGGUGUAAAUGGUAUUAAAACUUUCAUUUAUCAGCUGCAGGAGUCCUCAUUGACUACAAUUACAGAAUUCAAUUAAAAAAACCAACAACUCAGUGACCUACUCUAGUGCUCUUAAUUGCUCUUAGAACAAUAAUCCUGCAGUUACCAGCAUUCAUUUGUUCAGGAUCCUCUUGGCUGGGUGAGCAUGUUGUGCAGGGAAGAGGUACAAGAGUCUAGAACAUGUAGAGACCCUGCUAAGAUGAGUUCUGGCCUCCUGAGAGAGCAAGCACAACCCAGAAGAGCAGCACCGAUCAGUGUCCCAGACAGGAAGCACCUGUAACUGUGAGAUGAGGCCUAGCUUCAGAAAUGAAAAACAGUCCUCUGAAGAGUAGGUGAUGGGAUGAAAAUGAAAAACAUGGCACCACAGAGGAGGGAGAGAGGAAUGCAAUGGCUUGAAAUCAGGCAAGAAGGACAUGUGCACAAGUCUGGUGCUUGUGCAAAGACAAAAAGGGAAUUUAGUCUUUAGUUUUCCAUCUUCUCAGUGCCAGUCUUCUGUCACUGGAAGAGAGAUUCCAAAACUGUUCCAGGUGUUGUGCUGGGAAUAAUAGGCGUCCUCUGACACCUGAAAACUACUAUGUGCAAGGUAGGAAUUCAUCUCUGCAGAGAGGACAACUCUGCAACACCCUGCAUUGCACCCACUGCCUGCCGUGCCAUAGAGCAGAGCCAGUCUGCGAAGGAGAAUAUGGUGAAGCUUGCUUGAAAGAGACAGCAAGACAAGCAGGUGACACUGAGACAAGGCAGUGGGACCACAGCACAGUGCUUUAAAGGCAGCUCUGUACACUAAGUCAUCUUUUUAGAUGAAUCUCUGUGGCUGACAUGAGGAGCCAGUGUGGGGUGCAGGCAGGCUUCCCCCUCCCACACAAGAUCCAUCCUUUGAUAACCAGACGUGGAAUCCCCUAAACUAGCUGCAGUGGCAGCUCCUGGGAAGGCUCAGCAUGCAGUGGAAAAAAUUGAUUAGCACAGCCACCACCACCCCAAGAAUGACUGGCAACUGAUUUUAUGAACUCUUCUGAGGCUUUGUUGUGUUGCACUUACAUACCCUUUGCACAGUGAUGUUCCCCUCCCACAGAAUGUCAAAGGCUUCAGCUCCUAAGAAUAACCAUUCAGGGCAAAAAUAGCAUGUGCUGUGCAGUGCUCCCAUGCAGGGUGCACUUCACCGGUCUCACCAUUCUCCUGAACUCAGGAUUUGGAUCAUCUAGCCCUAUAUUCCCAUCUCCCACUGGUGGCAUCUCCUUUCUCAGGUAGUUUUAUCUUUGUGGUUUCCAGGUGACUCUUUCAGGGAAAGUUUACUGGAGCUCCGUCCUUCCUGAAACAGCAGCAAAACUGAAUAACCACAUCCUCUUAGCACAGCCGAGGAACUUCAAAAGUGCAGUAUUGCAAAACAGUGUGGGGACACACUCCCUUCUGCCUCUGCUAUACUCUUGCAUGCACUAAUAUCAGUUGCUGCACAUGGUGCAGCAAUAAGAUAUUGAGAAAUACUUAAGCAGUAAAACCAGUUCUCACAGGCUGAGUGCUGCUUUUUUCCCCCUCCUUGCAGUCAGCUUUGGAGGGAAUCCCUGCAAAGAUUCUUUGCUGAGAGUAUUUGCAAGUAUUUCUAUUUUGCUGCAAUAGUUUAAAAACAAAUACUCAGAAUAAAUAACUUCUAAUAGGGAAGUUUCUUCCCUAAUGAAAGGAGUACAUAAUGCCCCCAAGCACCUAGAGAAAAGGAUCCCCAUAAAUAAGAAGCUAGGUUUGUGUACUUAGAGUGGUUCUUCUGCAUCUUGGAGCAGUUGGUCUUCAACAUAGUGUUAAUAUUGCUAUAAGGCUUCAUACUAAGUGGUUAAGGUUUGACUGGACUUGGAAAAUCAAAUUCCAUUUUCCUCCUGUACUGUACAGCUUUCAACUCAAGGAAAACACAUGACUGAGAUUCGUUUGAGUGCUGAGCUUCAUGACAAACACAAAAGCAUCCAGCAGUUCUUAUAGAGAGUGUGAUAACAGAAGUCAGAACAAGCUUUGUGCAAAUACUGCAACUACUUUGAUGCAUUUUCAGUGAAACAACCCUAUGAUUUGACUGAGAAAAGUCCUCAACUGAGCAUGCCAAAAACUUGAGUUUUGUGCCACCUGUGUUGCCACUGCAUAGAGUGAAGCUACAUGCUCUGCUGGGGCUCCUCUUCCCACAGGUCUUAAGCAAGCUAUGUUUUUCCUCCUCGCAGCAGACACUGAACAAGCAAGCUGUGAGAUGUGGUUCUGCACCCAAGCCAUCCCAGUCAGCUUUUGCGACUAUCAGCAAGUAGUCACAUCCACCUGCACCUUCAGGCAGUUGCAGAUUCCAUGUGGCCAGCUUGAAGAGGCUAUUUCUGAAGCUUGAUGCACCACUGCUGUUUAAGGCCAUACCAAUGUUUGGGGUUAUGUACUUGAAUAACUACAAUGAUCGUUCUGUGCAGAGCAACUUUUAAGUACCCCGAGAACCUCUGAAAGCUACGCUGAUUGAAAACCCCAGAUACAGAACAAGAACACCUCCAGCAUGGCCAACACCAUCCCAUGCCUUGUUUGCCUGGAACAGGCUGUGGUUCAGAAGCAGCUGUCCCAUAUCAACAUCUCAUUAACCUGUAGUUCUAAAUAGGUGUUGCUUUGAAAAGCAAAAGUUCAACCACUGAAGAGUUCAGAGAGCAACUUGUAACAGCCUUUCAGUGCAUCAAGCCAGCACCACCUCUAGUUUCACCAUUGCAUUGGAGUUAAUUAGAGUAGUUGCAGCUGUACAAGCUAUUACUUAAGCAUGAAGAGUCUGAUCUAUAGAAGAGGCUUAGAGCUGAGGCAGUUAACAAGUUCAGCUGUCAGUGUAAGCAGUUCAGGUGCCUUUUGGUGGAAAGCCAGAAUCUCUGUGAAGCAAGAACCACAGAGCAUGGGUUCAGAAGAUGGCAACUUCUACUCAUGUCUGCAACCUAGGAUUUCCACUCCAGCCCUUUGCAAGUGAUAAGUCAAAUACAAAAGAGGGUAAUACAAACACACCAAAAGGUUAUAAAAGUUCACUGAUGUGAAAAGCUAGGCUGACUGUGAAGAAAAAAAAUUUUUUUUUAAGGAAAUAAGCAGUGUAAUAGUUUUCAGGUAUUUCUUAAAGUAAUAUUGGAAAAAUUUGUUGCAUGCAAAGAGAGUGAUAGGAAUUGAACUUCACAGAAAAGGUCAGUGGCACAGAGCCAGCAUCAAAGUAAAAUACAGAAGGAAAGUUACUGGAACUUCUGACUGAAGACAGCAGGCCUGAAUGCGAAUAAUUUUUUUAAAAUUAAAUUUAUGACUGCCAGAAUCCAUGGCAAAUUUGCAAAAACACUGAAUAGUUGGGCAGAAGGAAGGAAGGUUGGAAGGAAACUCUGCAAAUGGUUUAAAUCCAGCCCCAUGCCAAAAUAGGCUCACCUACAGCAGGUCACCAAGGGCUGCAGCCAGCUUGGUUUUGAUCAUCCUCAUUUGUCUGGCUCAUGUUCAACCAAAAACAUCCAAACAACAAAGCACAAAACAAAAUAAAAUGAAGCACCUGCUGAUUUCAGUGAAUUGUUAUGCUUUAAAAACAAUAAAUAACAGACCUAUUUUCUCUCCUUUACCCAGACCUCAUCCUGAGAGAGAUUUGUUUAUUCAACUGCCACACACAACAUUCAAGACCUACAAAUAAAUACACAUACUAUGGACAUACAGAGGAGAUACCUAAAACCUCAGCUGAAACAGAACCCCAAAAUUACACAGUUACAAAAGGAAUCAGUGCAUAACAAUCAGAAAAAUGGCUUCUUUGGCAUAGUUUCCAAGACAAACACUACUUCAAGCACUUGUAAGAAUCAUGACACUGCCCAUUGCUGGCAGGGGUGGACAGUGAAGAGAAAAAUAAACCCUCCACUUUUUUUUUUUUUUUACACUAAAUAAAUUCCUCAAUGCACAGACUUGUUUAGAAAACCCAGCUAACAGACUGGUUCAAAGAGAGAGCCUUGAAACCCUCUAAUACCUUGGGUCCCCAAAUUACAGCAAGGUAAAACCCUAACAGUAUGUUUUCACUAUAAAUCUCUGUCCUUACUGCAUUUUUUUAAAGCAGUUAUCCUUUGUUUUCUGACUUCACAGUCUGUAGCUUCUGUAUUUUUUGCAUUUUUUGAAGGUUUUAUGGUAAACCUGGGGUACUGCAACUAUUUCCAUUUGUUUGUUGUGUCUGAUUUCCUCACUACUCUACUGGAUGAUAUUUCUAAAAUUGUCCUUUGUCGUUGCUCUCCCACUUUGUGAACACUAUGAAUCACACCAGAUCAUGUGCAAACUAGUGGGCGAUAACAAAAAUCCCUUACACUUGUUGUCAGUUUUUGUAGUAUUCCCCAUCGGUAUUAAGAUGUUGAUGCAAUUCCUUUGUUCAUCAAGGUGAGGAAAUAGCAGCAUUGACUAAGACCAUGCAGUCACCUUGGAAACUCUCACAUGACUUUGCAAGUGCAUCAUGAACACGGCCUUGCAGCCUGAAUGCUUUUCCCAGACUGCACGGAGGUGACCCAGUGAUGCUGAUCUUUGUCUAACUCAGAAACUAGAACUGCCCUGGUUUUCUAAUCUAGAAUCUGAAGUGCCAAUACUUACAGUGAAGGAAGGAAGGGUGUUGCUCAGCACCAAUGUUACUGAACUGCUGAGUGUAAUGACAGAUAAAUAUAAUUGUAAUGAACUUGUAUGUGUUCAUUUGAAUCUUAUUUGGGUGCAUAUUACAUUUAGGAUUAAACUGAAAGAGGAAGAAGCUGGACUCUAACCAAGGGAAAACUAUUGAUACCUCAUAAAAGAAACGUACAACAACACUGCCUCCUUUGCAUCUGUGAGCUGUUAACAGCACUUAAACAACAAGUGAAAGUGAUAAUGGAGGAGCACGAGUUUAAACUAGGGAGUCUUGGGAUAAAUUAAUUUUUCCAAAUGGCCGUGCUGCUACUAUUCAUCACGAAAGCACAUAUGAGAAGCUGGUUAAAUGUUUUGAAUUCUCAAACAUACAUGGUCUUGCUUGGGAAGCAAUAGAGGACAGAUGAAACUCCAGAAGAUCAAAAAGGACAAACAUCUCUAAAAGAAAGAAAAAAAUCGGCUAGCUUCAAAUCCCUUACCUCCAGAAAAGAGCAAGCACAUGAAAUCAAGUACCUACCUGACAGCGAGGAAGUGGUUUAUUCUUUACAAAUCCAUGCUGGCAGCUACUCAUGAUCAAACUGAUAGUUUCCUCCUUUUACAGAAUAGUAACUGCUAAGGACAGGAAAAGAACAGCUAUAAUAGAAUCAUAGAAUCAUGAGACAGAGUGUCCAUACCUUCUCGACAUGGCAUUUUCCAUAAGUCAACUGAGAAAAGUACUACCUUGAGGUGUGCAAACACCAAUCAAUUGAAGAAUAUAUCAUCUAAAGAUGAUGACUUAAAGAUUGAUCCUAGAUCAAAUACACAAAUAUUUCCAUUACCACCAAUGGAGCUAGGUCAGACAUAUUAAAAUUCACAUGCAGAUCUCCAGCUAGAGGAAACUGCUAGCACACAGUUGACAAAACAGAACGGCUUUGGCAAACUGGACAGCUGGUUUGAAAAAUACUAACAAUUCAUCAAGGACAAUGCAAUGUUAGGUAACUUCGGGACUCAUUAAUUGCAUAAACACAGGACAAGGAAUCAUUAACAGGGCAAUUCCUUAGAGCAGCUCAGAGGCUUGAAUGAGUCACGGAUUGCUGUAAAUAAGUCAGACAUCAAACUGCAGAAAACAAACAAGAGCUUUGUAAGCUGGAUAUGAAGAAAUCCCUCUGUGCUACAUAGCAUUAGCAAAGUGCAGUUUCACUGCGCUUUGAAACCUCUACAUAAGAAAAACAUGGGGAAAACAGACAAAAGAACAAGGGAGCUUUUAAGGAAAAGAUUAGAAACUACGACAACAGGUCAGAAGACUUAGGAAAGCCCGGCUGUACCCUUGUCGAAGGCAUGGAAGCUACAGUCUCCUUCCAGCCCAGCAAAUUUCAUCAGCUUUCCCAAUUAGAAAACUCCUUGCAGUCUUCCCAGGAAAAUUUUCUCUUUCCUGCCAUUGCUCAGGAUCUACGUCCCUUCUCUAGGAAGGAUGUGAAGCCCCAUGCCAGCUGGCAGCCCUGAUGUGCUCUGCAGGAGCAUCUCCAAGCCCAGUUCAGGCACUCCCAGGAUUGGAGAAAUCCCUCCCUCCAUUUCACUUGACACCAAGCACAGCAGCUCCUUGCUGUUACCCCACCCUUCUUAGACAUGGCAUGCAUCACACAGCACUCCUGUACCGAACUCGAAGGAAGCCAGGCCAUGCAUUGCCUCCCAUGCUUGCUCACAGCACUGCCCACAAUGCAUCAUCCAAAUCCACAUAUGCAAGUUAACACAACAGCACACGUGCACGUUUGCAUCUGGUGCCAGGGCAUAAACCUUUUCUGCUGUAGGGCACUACUGUGGCCAGCAGGCAGCUCAGGGAUGCCUUUUGGUUCAGUUCUGAACUUAUCACCACUGAUAGGCACAGGAAGGAAUGUCAGCGUGGCUCUCCCAACUCCCUGGUUCACAUGAGCUUUCUUUUGGCUUUUCUCCUGGCAGAGCCAACAGUUUAACUGAGGUUAAGUUUCAAUAAAUGUUUUUGUUCUUCUUGAUCAGGUGAAACUAACUUCACAAAACCUCACAAGUAUCUCCAGUCCUGGCAUUUUUAGUUAUUUCAAAUAUCUAACCCUGUUUUAAUUGCUUCCUUAAAUACUGCAAUUUGAAAAUGACUUGGUUCCACGUUCUGCAAAUUGCCUGCCUAAGAGCUGGGAAGCUGUGCUUCCUCAUAUAAAAUACAGAGGAACAUUUUGUAUCACCACGCACUACUCAGGACUUCCAGCGAAGUAACUUCCUUAUUUGCCUGAACUGAAUAAAAGACAGGGAAGGUUGCUCUUUCAGCCUCCCCAAGCUUCCAGCUGUGCAGACCUAAGUCAUUCCUCUGAUGCAUGCUUCAAGAAGCUGAAUCCCUUCUGACAGCUAUUCUGCUCCUCUUUGCAGCCACCUCUUUCCUUCUCCACAUACCUAGGCUGAGCCUUUUAUUUCUUUUCUCUUGGCCCUUGCACAAGACACCACCACCUUUGGGUGGACAGAUAUGUGAACACCUACUGUACAUGCAGAGUCAGCUGUAGCACCCUCCUAUCAGUUUUCAUCUUCCUUCUUAUUGACACUCUGGCAGUGAAGUCAUCUUAAUAACUUGGAUUGAGCUUUAAUCAACACUGGUGACUAAUGCAAGACAAUAGGAGUGAAAAAGUACACUCCCUAUGAUUUCUCUUUUCUAGACUGAACAAGUUCAGCUCUCUCAGCCUGUCUCCACAGGAGAGAUGCUUCAGCCCUUUGAUAGUCUUUUUAGCCUUCUUCCAUACCUGCUCAAACAGCUCCAUAUUCUCCUUGUUCUUGAGGUCCGAGACCUGGAGACAGUACUCCAGAUGGGGUCUCAUGAUGGCAGAGUAGAAGAGGACAAUCCCCUCCCCUUCCUUGCUAGCUACCCCUCUUUUGAUGCAGCCCAGGAUACUGUUGGCCUUCCAAGCUGCAAAAGCAUACUCCUCAUCAACCAACACCUCACGUCCUUCUCUUCAGGGCUGCUCUCAACCUAACCUCUGCCCAGCAUGUAUUUGUGCUUGGUAUUGCUCGACUCAGGUAUUGCCUGACUUUGCACUUGUCCUUGUUGAACUUCACUUCUCAAAUCAGCUAAUGCCCCUCUGGAAGGCAUGACAUUCCUCCAGUGGCAACUGCACCACACAGCUUGGUGCUGACAACUUUGAGACUGCAUUCAAUCUCACUUUCCAUGUCGCCAGCAAAGACAUUAAAACAGUGGCUGUUCCAACACUGACUCCUGAGGAAAUGCCACUCAUCACUGGUCUCCACUUGGACCAUCUGGUCAAUUCCUUUUCCACUGAGUGGUCCAUCCAUCAAAUCCACGUCUCUCCAAUUUAAAGACAUUGAUGUCAUGCAGGACAGUGCCAAACACUUGGCAUAAGUCCAACUGGAUAACAUCCAUUGCUUUUGCCUUACGCCAUGCUAUAAUCCUGUCAUAGAAGGCCACCAAAUUUGUCAGGUGCAAUUUGCCAUUAGGGAAGCCAUGUUGACUGUCAGUCAUGUUUGUUUUCCAUGUGCCUUAGCAGUGUUCAGGAGGAAUGCCAGAGAAAAUCAUCCAAGAAAACAAUGAGUAAAAGCAGGUGAAAUAGAGGGAAACACAACAUGCAUUUGCCUCAGCCCCAAUACGUGACUCUACAGACGCAUCAGAGUGGAUAGAAGGUGACAGAGCUCUUCAGAAAUCCAAGUCAAGUGCUGUAGACUGAAGUCUCUCUCUUUUUUUUUUUUUAAUGUGCUGUUUCAAAACAAGGCUCUGUAUAAAUAAGUUAUCUUUUACUAGCCUGUUAUUUGUAAAGGAUAUAAAAAUGAAAGGUUUCAGAAAUAAGACCAGCAUUCUUUAGAACUCAUUAAGAUUCUAUAGAAAUUCAUGAAAAGCUUCAGCCAUAGCACUGAUGACAUCCUCCUGCUGUUAGCUUCCAGAGCUCUGCUCAACACCUGCAUUUCUUGGUGGAUUCUGACAUUUUUGUAGUAGCCUUUUUGUAGUUUUUGUAUGAUCGAGAAUGUAUAAGCACAUAACACUGACAUACCAAGUCUUAUGUUUUCACCUUCCUAUAGAAGAGAGCAGUGCGAGCCAAUGGCAGAAUUCCUCAAUUGCUGCAAAAGUCAUGGCAGUUUGCAUCCUUUAAGUCUGCAUUUGGGAAGGCUUUUGAAAUCAGAUUUCUCAUGCAGCACAGAUCAGAUUGCCAGCAUCAGCUUCCUGUUUUCUUAAGCUCUUUUCUUCUUAAAAUCAAAACUAU